Molecule: messenger RNA, 1796 nt
Organism: Choloepus didactylus (southern two-toed sloth)
Lineage: Eukaryota; Metazoa; Chordata; Mammalia; Pilosa; Megalonychidae
Product: centrosomal protein of 78 kDa-like
Exons: 2
Coding region: 16-408 (130 amino acids)
Cellular component (GO): centrosome
Source: RefSeq, a predicted model, not a curated record
UCCCGCGCGGGAAAGAUGAUGAGGUGUGGCGCUGGAGCGCGGCGUCGAGGCGCCGGCCUAGCGUGGGUCCGGGCCCUGUGGCUUCGCGUUGAGAGUUCGCUCAUUCGAACGGCAGGUGCCACCCCGGAGCCCGCCCCCCUCGGCAUGAUUGACUCGGUGAAGCUGCGCCGCGACAGCGCGGCCGACUUCUUCUCGCACUAUGAGUACCUGUGCGCGCUGCAGGACUCGGUGCCGCUGCCCGCCGUGCGCGCCUGCCUGCGGCAGGGCGUGCUGGACUUCAACGCUGACCGCCUCCGCGUCGUGGACUGGGCGCCGCUCCUGAGCUCCCUCAAGGUUAAUAAAGAUCUGCCCUUGAUCUCUAUAAAGAGCUACUUCCAACCGUGGCUUGGGGAAACAGGCACUGUGUGACUGUAGGGUGAACACUCCUACCAUUGACUGAUGGAUGAUUCUUUUGUCCUGCACGAAGUCACAAGCCAGGUAUCAUGGAGAGACUGUGAGGAGAAUCUCCCCUCUGAGAAGAUACCCACCCAGUGGGAGAACUUCGUGGUUGAGUUCAAACGUGUUCCCAGUCAGAUUAAUGCCCCAGACACAACAGAUCUUUUACUAGACCUUGCUGCAGGCUUCCCAGCAACCAGAGCAAUGCCUCCACCCCCAACACACCCUCAUCCACGGCACAGCCAUGGUCCAUGUCCACUUCACAUUGGCUAUGUUUGCUAGAAUAAAAAAGCAGCAAUUAACGAGAAAAAUGUUCCUGUCUCUUAGCCCCUUUGAAGCUGUAACUGUCAUAGUUGUCAUGGGUGAGAUGGCCCAGGCCAGGAGGCAAUUUUCAUGUCCCUGGCUUUGAAUCCUGUUCCUAUUUAACAGCUGGAGAGUGACCUGAGUGCUUUUUGGAGAUAGGCAAAGAUUUCUUGCCCUAGCCUGAAAAUGGAAUGUCUUCCUUCUAUGAACAUUCCAGAAUCCUUCCUCUGUCCUCCUUACCCUCUGGUAUCUUCCUCCUGGGGGAAGCAAGAAAAGAUAAAGGAGACUGCUUCACCCUUCUCACCUUGCCUAGGUCUACAGUGCCUAACAGGAAAUAGCCAAGGUUACUGCACAUAUAGAGCCACCUGUGUCCCUCACUCAGAUGCUUACAUGCUCACUGGGAUUAAGAUAAAAAAGAAGAUAGGUCACUGAUGACCACCUUUAUUUGGGGGCAGGGGGUGAGCCAGGCCCAGAGCAGCCUCACUGAGAACCCCCCACCUGUAACCUCACAAAGCUGAAAGUUCUGUUUCUGCUGCUCUAGAGUAUGUACAAGCAUGAAGGCAGAGCAAGGUGAUGGACUGCUGCCAUUUUGAUUAAUAUUAAGCUAAGAGAUGGGGAACAGAUCCCAUCUCCCUAGGCUUCAUCAGAAAGGGAUCAGGGUCUUGGGCACCAGUGCCAGCUAGUCUCCACUGAGACAUCCAGGGUCAGAGACUGCUCCCCAACUUCUGAAUUCAUGGUCUAGCUACCCCCACACUUGCAGUUUCUUCAUUUGUAAUACGUGAAGUUCCUUGUCCUUGUCCUGAAGGCUGAGUAGGGAAUUUUUAGCCCUCUUAGGCCUCUGUACCACCAACACCCUCCUCCCACCCCCAAUUCCCUAGCAGUUUAAAUACUUAGAGAAAAGGAGAAAGAAUUGGCUCAUUUGUGUGCUUGUUUGGAUGUGUUAUCCCCCAAAACUCCAUGUUCUUUGAUGCAAUCUUGUGGGGACAAAUGUAUUUAGUGUUGAGUAGAUUGGAAUUCUUUGUUUGAGUGUUUUCAUGGAAAUGUGACUCCAUCAACUG